Messenger RNA from Hibiscus syriacus, 793 nucleotides. Its product is annotated as MADS-box protein SOC1-like. Gene Ontology annotation, biological process: positive regulation of transcription by RNA polymerase II. The record is from RefSeq and is a predicted model, not a curated record. Gene Ontology annotation, cellular component: nucleus. Gene Ontology annotation, molecular function: DNA-binding transcription factor activity, RNA polymerase II-specific; protein dimerization activity; RNA polymerase II cis-regulatory region sequence-specific DNA binding. The transcript is spliced from 8 exons. NCBI's taxonomy places the organism in Eukaryota, Viridiplantae, Streptophyta, Magnoliopsida, Malvales, Malvaceae. The coding region runs from base 91 to 741 and encodes 216 amino acids.
UUCCAAACUUGGGUGUUCUGGGUAUUCCAUAUUCUUCAUCACAAUCAGAUUUUCUUCCUUCCUGGGUUUUGUUGAGGGGGUACGGGGAUCAUGGUGAGGGGGAAGACUCAAAUGAGGCGCAUAGAAAACGACACAAGCAGACAAGUCACAUUCUCAAAGAGACGAAAUGGGUUGCUAAAGAAGGCUUUUGAACUAUCAGUUCUUUGUGAUGCUGAAGUUGCCCUCAUCAUCUUCUCUCCCAGGGGCAAGCUCUUUGAAUUUGCAAGCUCUAGCAUGCAGGCGACAGUAGAACGUUACAUGCGGCAUACAAAGGAUUAUAAUCGAACCAAGCCGACUGAACCAAACCUGCAGCAGAUGAAGAGUGAAGCGGCAACCUUACUGAAGAAAAAAGAGGAUCUUGAAGUUUCAAGACGGAAAUUACUUGGAGAGGGUUUGGGUUCAUGCACACUUCAAGAACUAAAACGGAUAGAGCAGCAGCUAGAAAAGAGCGUGAGCAUCAUCAGAGCAAAAAAGACACAAGUUUUCAAGCAACAGAUUGAACAAUUGAAAGAAAAGGAGAAAGCCCUAACUGCUGAAAAUGAAAAGCUUUGUGAAAAGUGUGGAGCUAAGCCAUGGGAAGGUUCAACCGAGCAGGAAGAGAAUGUACCAUAUGAUGAAAGCAGUCCCAGCCCGGACGUCGAGACUGAACUGUUCAUUGGACUACCCGAAGGGAGAACAACACGCAUCCUGCAGCCCAACUAAUUGACCACAACAACUUAUCCCACGUCUAGCCAGAACUCUACGUAUUAAGCAU